Bufo gargarizans (Asiatic toad) is the source of this 3008-nucleotide messenger RNA. It is a transcript of the gene MNT, whose product is annotated as MAX network transcriptional repressor. The coding region runs from base 458 to 2506 and encodes 682 amino acids. Gene Ontology annotation, biological process: regulation of transcription by RNA polymerase II. The record is from RefSeq and is a predicted model, not a curated record. The transcript has 6 exons. Lineage: Eukaryota; Metazoa; Chordata; Amphibia; Anura; Bufonidae. Gene Ontology annotation, molecular function: protein dimerization activity; DNA-binding transcription factor activity, RNA polymerase II-specific; RNA polymerase II cis-regulatory region sequence-specific DNA binding.
UCAGUAACGGAAGCGUUUGCUGAUCCAUGACAGAUCCAGCAAAAAUCCCCCCAGACCCACUACGCAGUGCGGUCUCACUGGUUUAACAUGAGCCGGCUGUGGCUCACACGGCGGCGCGGUACGCAACCAGACUGUCCUAAACACAGUGGUCGUACCCCAUUACGGACGAGGGUCCGCUGACCAGAACUUCCAGAUUCUCGGCAGAGAAUGGGCCUAUAAUACGCUCUAAUGGUAAAAGUAACAGCGCACAAGGUUCUCUGGAAUAUUUCGGAAAUCAAUGGAUAUUUUGUUGUGGAACAGAAUCGCCUACAAAAAUAAAUAAAAAAAAGUGUCAGUGUGAACUACGCCCGUACAGGGCACUGGGGUUUUGCCUGUAUUUGUGUGGAUUGAUUUCGCCGCUUUAGGAAGUGACCAGUAGAACUGGGAUGUCCUGGGAGUACAGGAGGCAGUGUCUGACAUGACAGGCUGGCUGCAUAAUGAGGACACUCCCCUCCCCGGCUCCAGUCUCCGGGUUUUCCCUGCCGCCGGUAGUAGCUCACAGCUCUGUGAGUCCCUUUUUUUCUUGUUGUGUUUCUGUUACUCAUCGCCAUCUUGUUGCAGCCCUUUUCUUGUCUGGACGAUCAGUGGGGGGAUCGGGGUGACAUCUCAGCCGUGUGGCCGCCUUGUAUGUGGGAUUGGGGAUCCGCUCGGCCAGUGGUGGAGGGUGAGGACGCUCGGCACAGCCCCUGUAUGUGUGACUGAUUCCCGGAGGCAGAGAAGACUUGCCGGAGACAUGAGCCUGGAGACACUAUUACAGGCAGCCCUGUUCCUGGAAUGGCAAGCCCAGCAGCAGCAGCAGAGUACACGUGAGGAAAAUGAUAAUAUUGUGCUGGAACAGGAGGAAGAGGAGGAAGAAGAGGAAAAAGAGAAAGAAAAGCAAAUCAUUUCUCGAAAAGAAGAACUGGUAAACCAGGCCCCCCCUGAUCCUGCUUCUCCACCAGCGCCUGCACCUCCUCCACCCCCACCUCCUCCUCUACCUACUCCAGUAACAGUCAUCCCCCUUUCUGUGGUAACCAACACUCCUCAACCAGUAGUCCAAACAUCUUUGUCACCUCCUGUUGUUCAGCGCCAGCCAGCUUUCGUCAACCCACCUGUUAUCAACAAAGAUGUAUCCCUGGCUCCAGUCAUCCAGAGACCACAAGGCCCUGGACUACCAGAGAUCAAGUCCUCACCUUUGAGUGUAGGAAGUCCGAAGCAGUUGCACCCUUACCCAACCCCAGUGCUGGCAAUAACACACCACCAUAUUGUGCAGCAGCAACAACAGCAACAACAUCAGCAACCUAUACAGCCCCAGCCAACAGCCCUACAGCACCCACAGCAGCAGCCUCCAGCACAACCCUUGGGUGCUCUUAGACUAUCUUCAGCAGAUGAUGGAAGGCCAAAUGAGCAGAGAAGGCGACCUGGAGGGGCUGGCACUCGGGAAGUUCAUAAUAAAUUGGAGAAAAACAGACGAGCGCAUCUUAAGGAAUGUUUUGAGACGCUAAAAAGGAACAUCCCAAAUGUAGAUGACAAGAAGACUUCCAACCUCAGCGUGUUAAGAAGUGCUCUCAGAUACAUUCAGAGUCUGAAAAGGAAAGAAAAGGAUUAUGAGCAUGAAAUGGAACGUCUGGCGAGGGAGAAAAUAGCCACACAGCAGCGGCUGGCCGACUUGAAGAAUGAACUCAGCCAAUGGAUGGAUAUUAUGGAGAUUGACCGAAUUGUACGCCAGAAUGUUCAACCAGAGGAUGACCAGGCUUCUACCUCAACAGCUUCAGAGGGUGAAGACAACAUUGAUGAGGACAUGGAUGAUGAUAGACCUAUUAACGCCUUACAGAAACGUCAACAGCUAGAGCUUUUGAAGAUGGUACCAUCCAACGCAGCUUCCCUCAACCAUCAUUCCACUGUUCUGCCUCAGCACGUCUCCAUUCAACAGAAGCAAGUCCCCUCUCCCCACGCACAGCCUCUCUCCAGCCAAGCACUGAUCCCACCUCAGGCAAUGGUGCCAGCACAGACUCAUAUUGUUGCUGCUUCAACGGUGCAGUCAACUGUGAUUGCCCACACGGCCACCACUCAUGCCUCUGUCAUCCAGACUCUCAACCAUGUCAUCCCAGGGCCUCAGACAAAGCACAUUGCUCAUAUUGCACCUUCCACGUCAAGCCCUGUACAGCUAACCACUGCUGCUCAGCCAAUCGGCCACAUCACUGUGCACCCAGCCGCCAUUAAUCAUAUGACCCAUCUUGGCCAGCAGUUACCCAUCUACCCCCAGUCUGUUGCAGUAAGUCAGCCCAUGAUGAGCCACAUUGCUCACACCAUUUCCCACCCACAAGUAAAUGGAACCACAAACCUGGGUCAGCCUACCGUCAUGGCAAAGCCAACUGUAGGUACCCAGGUGGUCCACCAUCCCCAAUUAGUUGGGCAAACUGUCCUGAACCCGGUGACUAUGGUAACCAUGCCAUCAUUCCCUGUCAGCACUUUGAAGCUAGCCUAAAACACUCAAAAAAUCUAAGAAUUAAUUAAAUAAAUUAUCCACCGGACAUCUGAAACUCCAUACAUUCCUAUCCAGUCAUGUUCCAAGGAAGACGAGACACUUCUUGACAAAGGUUCCAAUCCAAAUUUUUUAAUUGGCUUUGGAAAAGACGUCAUGCGUUAUGAGAUAGGCCUAUGUAUGACAAACCACCAAGGGCCCAAUGUGCUGGAAUUUGACCAUUCUCAUUUGUUUCAGUGACUGUCACUCAUGAUGACUUUUUAUUUACUCCUACCAAUAAUCAGUGAAUAGAAAAUGAGACUUUAAUUUUUACCUUCUACUCCACUCACACUUAUUUUAUUCAGUUUUUUUUUUUUUUUUUAAUGUGUAUCUGUAACAUACAAAACUUAUGACCUCUUUCUAAUAUAAGCGAUUACGUUGAAAACAAUAAGCAUCAUGUUGAUUUAUAAUGUCAUUGAGGUGACUGGUGCAGAACGUAUACACUAAUAAAAGAACAAAAAUACCA